Molecule: messenger RNA, 1603 nt
Organism: Alligator sinensis (Chinese alligator)
Lineage: Eukaryota; Metazoa; Chordata; Crocodylia; Alligatoridae
Gene: GPR62
Product: G protein-coupled receptor 62
Exons: 1
Coding region: 87-1313 (408 amino acids)
Biological process (GO): G protein-coupled receptor signaling pathway
Cellular component (GO): endosome; plasma membrane; signaling receptor complex
Molecular function (GO): G protein-coupled receptor activity
Source: RefSeq, a predicted model, not a curated record
UGAUGGAUUUAUUUGCUUCUAGAAGGCGCUGACAAGCAGUUAUUGCUGUCCAGGUGCUGGGAAAUUGGAAUCAGCUGUCAGGUGCAAUGGCAAACAGAACUGGGCUCAAUGCUACUCAGGGGCUAGGCCCUUUUUCAGCAGCUGAGGUUUCCACAUUCCAGGAGGCUGUUGGCCUCUUCUUCAUGGUCCUGCUCAAUGUCAUAGCCCUGGUCGCCAACACAGCUGUGAUGGUAGUUAUCCUCAAGACCCCUCUCCUGAGGAAGUUUGUCUUUGUCUGCCAUCUCUGCCUGGUAGAUCUGUUGUCUGCCAUUUUCCUGAUGCCACUGGGGAUCAUUUCCAGCUCCUCAUGCUUCAACAGGGUGAUCUAUAGCAUUGCAGAGUGCCAGACCCUGAUCUUUUUGAACAUCUGCUUCAUCAGCGCCUCCAUUCUCACCAUCUCAGUCAUCAGUGUGGAGAGGUAUUACUACAUCAUCCACCCAAUGAGGUAUGAGGUCAAAAUGACCAUUGGACUGGCAGUCACUGUGGUGGUCUUCAUCUGGAUUAAAUCUGUCCUGAUCACAGUCUUGGCUUUGGUGGGGUGGCCCCAAGACAAUGGAGCCACCAGUGCCAGUAAGUGCACAGUGUUCUGGAGCCCUGGAGCCCACAAGAAGAUCUUUGUCAUUGUCUUCAGCACCCUCUGCUUCAUCGUGCCCACCUUCAUUAUCUUUGCCGUCUACUGCAGCAUCUACAGAGUGGCCCGGAUUGCUUCCCUGAAGCAUGCCCCUGUCCCUUCUUGGACGGCCACUCCCAGGCAACGAUCAGACUCCAUUAACAGCCAAGUGACUAUCAUCACAACCAGAAACCUGCCUCCCCGGCUGUCCCCAGAGCGAGUGUUUGGAGGGAGCAAGGCUGCCUUGACCUUAGUGCUCAUUGUGGGCCAAUUCCUGUGUUGCUGGCUGCCGUUCUUCUCCUUUCACUUACACUGCUCUGUUAACUCAGUCACUCCUGCUGGGGGCCCUGGGGAGAUUGUUGUUACCUGGCUUGCCUACUCUUCUUUUGCCAUCAACCCCUUCUUCUACGGGCUACUGAACCGUCAGAUACGGGAAGAGCUGUCCAGACUGGGGAGGAACUGCCUCAACAGAUCCCUGACCCAGGACCUCUGUCUCUCUAGUCCAGAGGGGUCUAUCCAUGAGAACUUCUUUCAGUUCCUACAAAGGACUGGCUGCACACUGGAGACCCAGUCCAGCUACAUCAACUCCAGCCCCAGGAACACAGUGGACCAGACCAUGAUGGGCUUCAGAAUUCCAGGUCAAAUCCCAGAAGAAACAAACUGAGAAGGGACAGGGGUUAGGGUGGAUAUCAGGUCACUGUGGUCUGCAUCCUGGCUGCUGCAGCAUGGAGGAUUGAUGUGCGGUUUCAGCUCACGGGAAGGCCUGACUGGCCAUUUUCUGAUCUGGUGAAGGAUGAUGCAUUUGAGAGGAUUUAUCUUCCUGAGCAUGGGAGGGAAAAGCUGACUUGGCAAUGCUGUUCCACAGUGGGGUAGGGAAAACCAGCAGGAGGGUGGAAGGAGGAGGGAUGGGUGUUUAUGAGAGCUAAUCCUGUUCUUCUCCAAGCACUUUUCAUU